Molecule: messenger RNA, 792 nt
Organism: Paramecium primaurelia
Lineage: Eukaryota; Ciliophora; Oligohymenophorea; Peniculida; Parameciidae
Source: the annotation of a GenBank genome assembly
AUGGAUAAAUUAUAAACAGAAAUAUUGCUAGUUAACAAAGACAUAUAUAAUUAACUAUAUGAUACUAAAUCCUACACAAAAUUAGAUUAAUUAAAAAAAAUGAACAUAUAACCAUCUCCAAUACAUGUAGCAAAAGAUCUAUUGAGUGUUAGAGAAAACCCAUAAGAAUAUGUAAAAUAACAUAAAUUGGAUUUUAAGUUUAGAUAAACUUAAUUUUGGUAACCAUCAAUUAAGGACACUAUGUCAUAAUAAUAAACUAUUUAAUAAUAAUAAUCAGAAUAACAAUAAGAUUAAUAAUAAUUAGCAGAUACAACAAAUGCAAUAUCAUUUAUUGAGACUUCAAAAAAUGAAGAAUCUUAAAUGUAACAAUCAUCAUAAUCAACAAGAAGGAAAAUACUCUUCAAAUCUAGAUUAUCAAAAUAACCAAGUGAUUCAUCUAUAUGGAAAAAGCCUCUCAAAUAAAUUAAUAAAAUAGUUUUAUAAUUAAAACAAGAUAGCAAAGCUGAAUAUUAUGCAAUUAUAAAAUAUGAGGAUGCAAGUAAUUAACUUGAAUAAAAAUCAAUGGAUGCAAAUAAGAAAAUUUAAUGGGAUUGCUAAGUGAAAUUUGAGAUUACUGAUGAGCAAAAUUUAUAUAUCAUUAUUGUUCAAUAAUAAUAAGGAAAAAUAGGAUAGUAAAAUGUAUUAUAAUAAACAAUAAAUAUAUAAAAUGUUGAAAAAUAGUUCUAAUCAGAGGUAUAAUUAAAGUAUUUAAAAAACAUUAUCAAUGCUACUUUGUUAGUUGACUUUAAUUGA